AUGACAGGAGGCCGUUCCGUACUUCGAUCGGGGUCAUCAAAUGGCGAUCGCAACACUAUUGUCGAAUGCAAGUGCAACCAAGCAGGCAAAGCGGCAAUUUUUGAAAUCGCAGCGCUAGGUAAUCCAAACGAGCUUCUCAAAUAUCUUGAAACUGGAUGGCUGCAUUUCCUUCAACAACAAGAAGACGUUGCCAGCGAACCACCCCCGAGUCUGCUGGAUGCAGAGCAUUCCCUAUAUUGGUCGAAAAGAAAAGACGUGUUUUGCAACCAAACACACUGCAUUUACAGUCCCAACUAUGCGACAUGGCAUCCUCUCCCAGAUUCCUACAGUGCCCUGAUAGCAGCGAUUCGAGCCCAAUCGCCAGGGAACGUUGAACUACUGCUGAAACUAGGAGCAAACUCAGACGGAUACCAAAUCUCAGCAUUCGAGACCUGGCAGGCGCUGUUCCUUCGCUUCCGAACGAAAAUCGACCUCAAUAAUCUCUGGGACGAUUACUCAAGAGCGCAAAUUUUGGCUGAUAUCCCAAGACAGCAGACGGUUCAUAUUACCGAAACAGAAGUAGGUUCGCGACUGUUGCUGGAAUUCUGGAAAGGAGAAGCACCAUCUUACCUUUAUGAUGACUAUCCGAAUUUUGGACAUCCGCUGGUUAUUGCGGCCGGGUCGGGACUUCUCCCAAUCAUGGACCAACUUCUUGCUACGGAUGCAGAUUGCUUGUUCUGGGUAGCUUUUCCUGCUCUACUAGACAUACCAGAGCCACCAACACCCUCCUGGCUUCAACCCGAAUGUCCUUCCGCUGGGGACAUCUGGAACAUAUGUACCAGCAUCACCCCUCUAAUGGCAACUUUCAUCCAAUGUGAAACUUGGAAUGAAACGGCGUACGAGGCUCUAGCGAAUGACCCACGCAUUGACUUCACUAUCCGCACCCCAUACCUCCUUGUCCACAUUUUACAUGUGGCGACAGCACAUUCCUUACAAGCUUUACAGCGCGUUGAGCGGAGUGUUCCCCUUGAAUAUGCUGGUGCAACUGCUGCAGGGCACACACUUCUUCAUAUUGCCUAUAUGUCGUCCAUGAUUCAGCACCACGCAUCCAAGACGCGUGAAUCCAUCUAUAAUCUCCGGUGUAAGCACAAAGGUCCAUCCUCAGUGCAUCUGUGCGAGUUGGAAUUUCCGGCUCAAAUGGAUUUGCUAAGGUAUCUCCUGUCUAAGGGAUUUGAACCAUAUUUAGCAUUCCAGGACUCGGACUUAAAUACUCCAAUGCACUAUCUGGCCGGGGCACGUGUUAUCAAUAAGGAUGCAAUCGUACUGCUUCGUGGGCUCUCGGAUGGUGAGUCGGAGAGGAUAUGGCGAGAGGUGAAAAAUUGGUACGGGUACACUGCCGAGGAGAUUUGGGAACAGAACCGUCGCGUAAGGACGCAAAAGGAUAGCUGGUAUGGGGGAACAACACACAAGGUGGCGAAAAUGCCAGGGCUACGUAUUUGA
Molecule: messenger RNA, 1479 nt
Organism: Penicillium verhagenii
Lineage: Eukaryota; Fungi; Ascomycota; Eurotiomycetes; Eurotiales; Aspergillaceae
Exons: 2
Coding region: 1-1479 (492 amino acids)
Source: RefSeq, a predicted model, not a curated record